AUGAGUUUCUACACGUUAUUCGUAACAUGUCUUUGCACUCUCCUGCUCCCACUCCUCCUGAUCGUGACUGCGAUGAAACUGUGGGAAAUGUACGUCAUUAGUGGAAGUGAUCCAACCUGUCAGAGUCCUCUUCCUCCGGGUACCAUGGGACUGCCCUUCCUUGGCGAGACGCUUCAGAUGGUCCUACAGAGAAGAAAAUUCCUAAAAAUAAAACGGCAGAAAUAUGGAUAUAUUUAUAAGACGCAUCUCUUUGGGAGUCCCACGGUGCGGGUAAUGGGUUCAGAACAUGUGAAACAGAUUCUGAUGUCGGAACACAAAUUGGUCGCGGCUCAGUGGCCAGCAUCAGUGCGACUCAUUCUCGGGUCGCACGCCCUCUCCAAUGCGCAUGGCGCGCUCCACAAGAGCAAGAAAAAGGCGAUCAUGAAAGCCUUUUCUGGAGAAGCCCUGAAAGAGUAUAUUCCUGUGAUCCGGGAGGAGGUGAGAUGCGCAGUGCAUAGCUGGCUGCAAAGCGACUCUUGUGUGCUAGUGUACCCAGAGAUGAAGCGCCUCAUGUUCCGCAUCGCAAUGAGGAUCCUGCUUGGCUUCGAGCCCGAGCAAACAAAGACCGACGAGCUGGAAUUAGUGGAAGCGUUCAAAGAAAUGAUAAAUAACCUUUUCUCCCUACCAAUCGAUGUUCCUUUCAGCGGCUUGUACCGGGGUCUGAGAGCACGCAACAUCAUCCACUCAAAGAUAGAGCAAAACAUCAAAAAUAAGCUGUCCAAUAUUGAUAACAACAAUAACUAUAAAGAUGCUCUGCAGUUAUUGAUUGAGAAUGGAGAGAGGAACGAGGAGCGACUAAGCAUGGAGGAGAUAAAAGAGUCUGCCACAGAAUUGCUAUUCGGUGGCCACGAGACGACAGCGAGCACUGCGACCUCUCUGGUGAUGUUUCUCGGGCUGCAUGCACAUGUCAUGCGUAAAAUGCGCCAUGAGCUUCAGGAGAAGCAUUUGUUGGGAGCCCAAUCUGAGGACAAACCGCUGAGUAUUGAGUUGUUGGAACAGUUGAAGUACACCAGCUGUGUCAUCAAAGAAACUCUCCGUAUAAACCCUCCUGUCCCUGGUGGCUUCCGUGUGGCACUGAAGACAUUUGAGCUCAAUGGAUACCAGAUUCCCAAGGGUUGGAAAGUCAUCUACAGCAUCUGUGACACACACGAUGUGCUGGACACACUUAUGAACAAGGAGGAGUUUCAGCCAGAGAGGUUCUUGGACAAGUCACCAGAUGACUCCUCCCGGUUCGGUUACAUCCCAUUUGGGGGUGGUGCGAGGACGUGUGUGGGUAAAGAGUUUGCUAAAGUUGUACUAAAGGUGUUCCUGGUCGAGGUGGUCACCAGAUGUGACUGGACUCUGUUAAACGGACCCCCGACAAUGAAAACAGGCCCAACCGUUUAUCCAGUGGACAAUCUGCCCACAAAGUUCAGCAGAUAUGGUGACAAAUGUAUCCAGAACAACUGA
Molecule: messenger RNA, 1488 nt
Organism: Salvelinus namaycush (lake trout)
Lineage: Eukaryota; Metazoa; Chordata; Actinopteri; Salmoniformes; Salmonidae
Product: cytochrome P450 26A1-like
Exons: 7
Coding region: 1-1488 (495 amino acids)
Biological process (GO): sterol metabolic process
Molecular function (GO): oxidoreductase activity, acting on paired donors, with incorporation or reduction of molecular oxygen; iron ion binding; monooxygenase activity
Source: RefSeq, a predicted model, not a curated record